Prorocentrum cordatum is the source of this 726-nucleotide messenger RNA. The record is from the annotation of a GenBank genome assembly. NCBI's taxonomy places the organism in Eukaryota, Dinophyceae, Prorocentrales, Prorocentraceae.
AUGGAGCUGCUGAGCCUCGGGGCGCUGUCGAACAUCGUGCAGAUCGGCCAGCUGGCCACCACCGCCAGGGGGAACACCGUGGAGCAGAAGUUCCAGCGCAACCUGGCCGAGGUGGACUUCCGCCUCGAGCGGCAGAAGCUUCACCGCGAGGAUGUGCGCGACCUCAUGGAGCUGACCGUGGGGCGGAUGGACCUCUACCACGUCGUCGGCACGCUGCUGCUCACCUUCUGCAUCUCCUGGUACACUGGCAAUGGAAUCAUCACCGCCGGCUUACCGAGGUGGUUUGCGACGCUCUUCUUGAUCAACAACUUCUGUGCGGUGGGGUACCUCAUCUUCUCGGUGUGGCUCGCGAUGCACGCGUCCAUCGUGGCGCACUCGAUCUCGGUCGGGCUUCUCCUUCGCGCGCCUGUCCAUCCCGGGGCGCGAAGAGCUCGACGCCCUGAGGACGUCGUUCUACGGCGCGGACGCGGUCAGCGACUUCCAGUCGACCGCCAGCGCGCUCCUCGGCUCCGGGGGCAGCGGCCGCGCCCGGGCGUUCACGAGCCGUGCACACCUCACCGCGAGUGGCAGGGCUCCUGCAGCUUGUCGCCCAUCCUGCAGUUCAUGCUUUCUUGGUUCACGUCAGGCGGCGGCCUCCAGGAGACCGUCCUCGGCGCCUCGCCGGGCGCCAGGGCCUCGGCCAGCCUGCGGUCUCCAGCGAUGUUCCCAGGGCCGCGCAGCAUUUAA